ACUUUUUUAUUUUUAUUUUGCUUAUUCUGUUGUUUUUGAAAUAUUAUUCUGCUUCUAUAGUUGUAUAUCUUGGGAGUUGUCAAUUCCCACUCGCAAAAUUGUAUAUCGUGUGAGUAGGAACUGAUAAGCUUUUUUUUUUUUUUUUUGUGGGGAUUUGGAAAACGCUGUGGAGAUUCUUGGUUGUAGGGAGACUCAUUGUGGUACAAGCUUAUAUUGAGAGUGUUUAGGAUCUCAACUUAAUUCUUUUAAUUUUUGGGACUUUCCCUUUAUAGGAUCCGUGGGAGGGUCCUCCAAUCCUUGGAUGAAAGACUUGUAGCUACUCUAUUCUUCAAACUAAAGCCAAUUGCGCAGUCCUUCUCUAGUUUAUUGAUCUGAGGUCUUUGUUGUGAGUUCGGCGUUCAAAUUUGGUUCAGAGUGCCUCCUGAGGAAAUGCUAAGUAACUUCCUUUUUUCUGGAAGGGUCGUACUUUGGCAGGGUAUUUUGUUCACUAGUGGAUAUUUGGCAGGAAAACUGUAAACAAUUCUUUGAAGCUUAAUUUCUCAGUGGGGCUAGGUUUGGAGUCUUGCACCAUCGAGUCUCCCCUUAUUACAACAGUAGAGUCUUAAUAGUUCUCCUGAGAUGUUUUCCCCCAUGUAUUCUUCAUAUUUACUGUUCUUUAUCCAACCAUUCAUUUAUCUUCAUGUUUGUGAAAAAAGGUUCAGGUGAAUUUGUCUUCAUACAAUGUUAUAGGUAUAUGAUUGGUUGCAAAGCAGACUGCAAGACCUCCCAAAAAUUGAAAAGAGGAUGUCUGAAAUUCCCAAAGCUUGCCCUUCAAAUAAGACUCAGGAAAGUUCUCAAGGCCCCGAAGUAUGCAUGGAGCAGGGGCAGGUUGAGGCAAUCCUUACAUCUGGCGAAAAGAGCCCUGAUUUGUCGGAAUUGGAAUUUGAAGCAAGGUCAUCAAAAGAUGGUGCAUGGUAUGAUGUUGCCAUGUUCCUUACACAUAGAUUUCUUAGUUCUGGCGAAGCUAGUACAUCGAUUUGUUGAACCCAGUGAACUCAUUGUUCACCAGGCAUUUCGUGUCAGAUUUGUCGGAUUUGGAGCUGAGGAAGAUGAAUGGGUCAACAUAAAACAGGCAGUACGAGAACGCUCUGUCCCUCUAGAGCAUUCAGAGUGUCAGAAGGUGAAGGCUGGGGACUUGGUACUCUGCUUCCAGGAGAGGAGAGAUCAGGCAAUCUACUACGAUGCUCAUAUUGUAGAAGUCCAGAGGAGAAUGCAUGAUAUUAGGGGCUGCAGGUGUCUUUUCUUGGUUCGUUAUGAUCAUGAUAGCACUGAGGAAAAAGUUCGAUUGAGAAGAUUAUGUCGCAGACCGACAUAUCAAAUCUAAUCUUUUGUCUUUGACAUCAAUUCGUCAACCUCUCUGGUGGUCAUUCCCCAUAUCUAAGCUGAAGACAUGAAUGGUUUGCCUCAGAAAGCUCGCAAUAGCUAAAGCUAGUUUUGUCUGUUUGAGGAAAUGUUGUGUAAAAUGUCAUAAUAGAAUGUGGUUUCAUGUUUUCAUCUUAUUGUUUCUGUGUCCGACGAAAAAACCUUGGGAACAAGAAUGGGACACGCACAUGUAAUAGUUGCAUAUUCUGUGUCUUUGCAAAUCGGGCAAAGACGAGUUCAAAGUUUAAUUAGCCUUCCAAA
Molecule: messenger RNA, 1662 nt
Organism: Cucumis melo (muskmelon)
Lineage: Eukaryota; Viridiplantae; Streptophyta; Magnoliopsida; Cucurbitales; Cucurbitaceae
Product: protein SAWADEE HOMEODOMAIN HOMOLOG 1-like
Exons: 9
Coding region: 680-1363 (227 amino acids)
Molecular function (GO): chromatin binding
Source: RefSeq, a predicted model, not a curated record